Messenger RNA from Dalotia coriaria, 4932 nucleotides. RefSeq names its product Thymine DNA glycosylase (gene Tdg). The transcript is spliced from 5 exons. Gene Ontology annotation, cellular component: nucleus. Gene Ontology annotation, molecular function: pyrimidine-specific mismatch base pair DNA N-glycosylase activity; uracil DNA N-glycosylase activity; DNA binding. Gene Ontology annotation, biological process: base-excision repair, AP site formation. The record is from RefSeq and is a predicted model, not a curated record. The coding region runs from base 816 to 3449 and encodes 877 amino acids. Lineage: Eukaryota; Metazoa; Arthropoda; Insecta; Coleoptera; Staphylinidae.
AAUGUGUGCGAGUGGAAAUGUAAGGGAAUAGUGCGAUUCUGCGCGAGUGUAGAGGCGACCCGCCGAGUUUAGUCACGGCUGUUGGUUUUGCGUAACCCAGCCGCGCGAGCGAGCGGCGAAAACGAGAGAAACGAACGGCGCGCGAAUGCAGGCAGCAGGAGUGUAUGAGGCAGUAUGAGGAGUGUGUUCACGCCUGCUGCAGCGGGCGGACGGUGCGAGCGCGAGUGCAGCAAGUUGCGAGUGAGCUGUGAGCGCGGAGUGUGAGCCGGCGGCGGCGACGGAGGCGGCCCCCCUCCUCCCUCUGGCGGCAGAUAGAGCAAACGACGCGGGCGGAUUUUUCGGCGCGCACCGCGCGCGGAAUGCGCUCGCGCGAUAAAAAGCGCGACGCCGCCGACGACGGAGACAUCGACAAUGACCGGCAGCGGCAGCGGCAGCAGCGGCGGCGGCAGUGGCGGCAGCGGCAGCGGCGAGCGCUCGCACAAAAAUACGAACCGGUCGCAUACACGCGCGCCGCGGCGCACACACGCGCGCACGCACACACGCGCCGCCUAUUGAUUUUUCUGAAACGUUCGUUGAACCAAUCACAGUUGCGGGACUAUUUUUAAAGGGUGAGGUUGUUGUGUCGCUUUUUGGGUUUUUCGGUGCGUCGGUCGGGCACGGCAGCGAGAGACUCGGCGACGGCGCCCAUCCGCGUACGGCAGCCACCAGCAGCGAGCGCGGCAGGUGCAGGUGCAGGCAGUGCGGUUGCGGUUGCGACGGCCCCCCGAGCGGCGGCGGCGGCGGAGGCGGCCAGCGGCGGCGCCAGCGGUCGCCCGAUGCAGGUGGCGACGCUCUUCCGCGAGUCCACGUCGCUGCUCGGCGCUAGCAUGGAGGCUGGAGGCGGCGCUGCGGGCCCCGGCGGCAUGCCUGCCCCCGUCGAUCCACUUGGCCCCACGGGGCCCAUCGCCCCCAUCGCCUACAACGACUACAACCAUCCGUUCGCCAACAAAUACAAGCUAAACAUGAAGCUGGAGCCGCAGGACGACGGCUACGAGACGAGCGGCGAUAUGAUGCUACCCUCGAACCCCUCCUCGGUGCUCAGCAACCACCAUCACGGCGGGCAUCACGCGCACCACCCGGACAUCGGCGCCGUUCCGCCACAGGUCAAGUGCGAGAAGAUGGACGACCCCUAUAGUUUCAUCGAUGACGACCCGAUGCCAAUGCUGCACCACCAACAACAGCAACAACAACAACAACAACAGCAACAGCAACAACAGCACCACCAUCAUCAGCAACAGCAAUCGAUGCAACACCAUCAUGUGCAACAACAGCAACAACAGCAACAACAAAUGCAACAGAUGCAAAUGGCCCAACAGGCCGCAAACCCCAUGAUGCAAAUGCCCCCUGGGCCAAAGAAACGCGGCCGGAAAAAGAAGAUCAAACCAGAAGAUGCUGACUUCAAUCCGGAUGUGAGCGCGGCGGCAUUGAACGGCGGAAUUCCUCGUCCUGUCAAAGAGCGCAAGAAGCACGACCGUUUCAAUGGUAUGCCCGAAGAGGAGGUCUCCAAGCGCACGUUGCCCGACCACAUCAACCCCAAUCUGGAUAUCAUAAUCAUUGGUAUCAACCCAGGUCUCUUCGCGGCGUAUAAAGGCCACCAUUACGCGGGUCCCGGCAACCACUUCUGGAAGUGUCUGUACCUUUCUGGACUGACACCGCAGCAGAUGUGCGCCGACGAGGAUUACAAACUGCUGCAGGUUGGCAUCGGUUUCACAAACAUGGUGGCGCGUGCGACCAAAGGCAGCGCUGAUCUCACGCGCAAGGAGAUCAAGGAGGGUAGUCAGAUCCUUUUAGAAAAGUUGCGCAAGUUCAAACCCAAGAUUGCGGUCUUCAAUGGCAAGCUCAUCUAUGAAGUGUUCUCCGGGAAGAAAGACUUUAAGUUCGGGCGACAACCCGAUGUGAUCGACGGUACUAAUACGCACAUGUGGGUGAUGCCUUCGUCGAGUGCGAGGUGCGCCCAACUUCCCCGCGCCGCCGAUAAAGUCCCAUUCUACGCCGCGCUGAAGAAAUUCCGCGAUUACCUGAACGGCAUGGUCAGCCAAAUCGACGAAUCCGAACUGGUGUUCAGCGAGCCGCGAGUCAAGUCCUGCUACGAAGCGGAACCUAAAACCGACCCCUUCGGUGAGGGCAUGACGGACGUCAUGAAAACAGAGGACGGUGUACCAAUUCCCUGCAAGAAGAAACGGGGUCGCCCAAAGAAGAUUAAACUCGAGAAUGGCGAAGAGCCGCCCGCGAAAACGCCCACGCCGCGCAAGACCCCAGCGCAGACGAGCGCGAAUGCCAACUGUGAUUUCCCCAAGAAGAAGCGAGGCCGGCCUAAGAAGGUGAAAGUCGAAGAUAGCAUAGCGCAAAUGGACGGCGUGGGCGUGCCCUCAGCGACAACGGUAGUGCCCGGCAGCGAGUCGCAGGGUAUGGGUCUGUCCAAGUGCUUCUCGAGUCCAUCGCCCAUUCAAUCACCAAACAGUUUCUACCAUAUGACGCCAGCGCUGACGCCCCCGAACAGCUCGAGCAAUCUCUACCCGCCGCAGCACCCGCCCUCGUCGUACUGCCAGUCACCGCGGCCGGCGUACAACACAGCCAGCCCACGCCCGGCCCCUCCCUUCAGCCAAUCGCCCCGCCCACAUUCGCAACCAUUCACGCACUCCGAUCUCAGUUCGGAGAUCAGCGCCGCGAUCAGCUCCGAGCAGCUGGGUUCGCCGGCGUCGCCUAGUCUAGGCCCGCCCGACUUUGACCCGCCCACCAGCAUGACGGAGGAGGCGGAGUGUCGGUUAGGCAGCGGGGGCAGCCCAGCCCCAUCGACGCACAGUGGCGAUCACAGCCAACACCAGCAGCAUCAUUACCACGGGCAGCACCAACAGUACCAUCCGUACCCGCACGCCGGCGGUGGCGGCGGAGUAGAUUCAUCUCAACAACCGCCUCCGCAAUCACAACACAACGGGCAGCAACAGCAGCACUACCCAUCACCGCGUCAGCCGCAGGAUAUGGCAAGGAAAAGCCUCUCGGGGCUUGAAUCACUCGUCGAUCAGAUACCCAGCAUCACAGAAGGUGAACCGCCUCCCUUAGGAGUCGUGGGUAGUGAACACGUCGGUGGAGAAUACGGUGCGCAGUUUAGUGGGUAUCACCGUAGCGCUGUGAGUCCGGCAGCUGCGUAUAACUACUCAUCGACGCCGGCGCCUGCCUCCGCCUACCCGCUGUACCCCACGCCCACGUGGAGCGCGCCACCAUACGAACCGGUACCACUCGUCGGCGGCUAUCCGCAACUGCCAUCGGCGUAUGCGCAGUCCGCGUACGCGGCACACCAUCACGCCGCCGCAGCCGGCCUGCACGUGCCCAGCCCCAACUACCCAUACUACGGCUAUCCGCAACCGGCGCAUCCACCGCCUGGCUAUCCGCCCUAUCUGGGCGGCUUCUGAUUGCCGCCGCCGCGCUGAUCGCGCGACGCGCCCGCCCCCUAUCUGCUGUGUGUACCUGUACAUGCGUUCGGCUAGCGCCUAGCAAGUCCGUGCGACGGGAGUCACGGGAGACUUGCACAGGGUAAACGGUGAUAUAUUUUUCUUCAGCCCUCCCCCCUCUCGAGUUGCAUCACGCGCCCACACACUUCAUCGUCAGAUCGUAUUUUAAACUCUCUAUCUCUCUGGAUAUCGUUGUUAGGUAGGCCGAGCCGAGAACCACGGGAGUUCGUGCAUUAUCAAACAAAACAAAAUAAAACAUUCGGAUCUCAGAAUGUCAGCGUGAAUGCGCGAGUGUAUGUGUCAAUGUGUGCCUGAGUGUGUGCGUGCGAAUAUACAAAACGUAAACUGUGUGUGUGUGUGCCUGCGUUCGUCGUUUCUAAUCGUCACACACCGAACUCCCACCAAACAAAUCAACCGCCCCUGCCCACCCCUCGCACUUUCACAUAUCACAUUGCCGCCGACGGACGAGUCAAUUACACGAGACACGCGACGCGAACCACGCGGCGGCCAUUUGCAACGGCAACGUUCCUGCGUUCGCAGCGUUGCCGUCUUUAGUCGACGCAGCAAUACCCCUCCCACAUAAUUCCUUUUACCCGCCCCCUGAUCCCUCCCACACACACAUAAUUCUGUAAAGUACACUCGUUUUUACGAAGAACAUUUGUGAACAAAUACGUAUUAUAAUUACUUAUACAUAAACUAACGAAGUACAUAAUGUAAUAUAAACUCUUCGGGCGCCUAUAUCAUUGUGAUUUUUGUGUUGUUGGUGGAGUGGGAGUGCAAUGGGCGUGGACGCGCGACGCCCCGUCCUCCCCACCGCCACUACUCGCCCCCCGCCCGCAUAAAAAAUAAAUAUGCAAAAGAAGAACACACACACAAACGAUUUUAUUACUCUCAUCUAUGAUUGUGAGGACAUUCGCGGACGAAUAUUAUAUAUUAGCAAAUUUAUAUUUACUUAUUACGAUUAUUAUUACGUUUCUACUAGUGCGAAUUUAAUUAAUUGAUUCCUAUUAUAUUCUACAUGUUACGGAUUAUCAUUGUUGUUUAAAUUAAUUACGAAUACUCUCUCGCUAGUUUUACAGCAAUCCAGGUGUUUCGACGAGUGCGCAUGCGCAAACAAAAACAAUUUACAAAUGAUACAAGGAAAAUUCGUUUUGUGUAAAACUCUAAAGCAACAAAAAAAUACAAAGAUUUUGAACAAAAAUAAACCACACACAACGCUAUGAAUGAGAAUUAAAAAUAAACAAGAAAAAAAUUAAUGUUAAAUUAUAAUGAGAACAGAAAAUGAGAAAACGAACUAUGAUCCUUCGAUUUUUGUACGUUUAAUCAGUAUUAGACUUGCAUACAAUAGGAAAUAAAUAUGAUGGAACAUGAACAUGAUAACGAAACAAAAAAAUAACACAUAAUAAAACAAUAAAGAAACGUUCUUCUUUAUUCUGCUCAGAAA